Molecule: messenger RNA, 1649 nt
Organism: Capsella rubella
Lineage: Eukaryota; Viridiplantae; Streptophyta; Magnoliopsida; Brassicales; Brassicaceae
Exons: 4
Coding region: 82-1605 (507 amino acids)
Source: RefSeq, a predicted model, not a curated record
GAAUCAUUAACCAACUACCACUACAGUCCACUCAAAAUGAAAAAGCUUAUAUAGAUUAACAAAAAAACUAAGGAAAACUAAAUGCACAAGCAUAGGAAAAAACUAAUGCAGCAAUUGGCUCUAUCCGUGAUAACCUUGCUUCUCCUGGUUCAUGGGCACGAAGGAUCAGCGGUUGGAGAUCCGGGGAUGAAGAGAGAUGGUCUCAGAGUCGCGUUUGAAGCUUGGAACUUCUGCAAUGAGGUUGGCUUCGAAGCUCCUCACAUGGGUAGUCCUCGAGCCGCUGAUUGCUUCGAUGUCUCCUCUAAAUACAGCAAAGCACACAUUAUGUUGAAUCAUUCACCACACAUAGAUGACCAAUCAAAUACCGCAACAAGUGGGUAUUCCUUGGCGCACAAGGUAUCAGAUUCGGAUAACGAGCUAGGGAUAGGAAAGCCUAAACCUGGAAUCAUAUCAGAAUUAGCAUUGCAUAACCCUGACCUUUACGCGGUCGAGAAAGAACUCUACCUAGGCUCUCUCUGUCAAGUCCCAGACAAACCAAACCCAUGGAGUUUCUGGAUGGUCAUGCUCAAAAACGGAAACUACGACACAAAAUCUGGUCUUUGUCCUCAAAACGGCAAAAAGAUCCCACCUUUCAGUCAACCCGGAUUAUUCCCCUGUUUCGGCAACGGCUGUAUGAACCCACCGACGCUGAACCACGGAAAGACCGAGCUUCUGGGAGAUGGUCAGACCAUGAGGGGAUGGUUCAAUGGUACGUACGAGCUAGAAGCAGAUUUGGGAAAUGGGUUGGAUGGGAUAAGUUAUUAUGAGGUUGUGUGGGAGAAAAGAGUUGGUGUUGGUGGUUGGGUGUUUAAACAUAAGCUUAAGACUUCAGCUAAGUACCCAUGGCUUAUGCUUUACCUCAGAGCUGAUGCCACUAAAGGAUUCUCUGGUGGGUACCAUUAUGACACUAGAGGAAUGCUCAAAACACUUCCGGAGUCGCCAAACUUCAAAGUGAGACUAACACUAAAUAUCAAACAAGGAGGAGGACCAAAGAGUCAAUUCUACCUAGUUGACAUCGGAAGCUGCUGGAAAAACAACGGCCAGCCCUGCGACGGUGACGUAACCACCGACGUAACUCGAUACUCGGAGAUGAUUAUAAACCCCGAAACAGCAAUUUGGUGCAACCCCAAGAGUCUACACAAUUGUCCACCGUACCACACGUUUCGAAACGGCACCAGAGUCCACCGUACGGACCAGGGGAGGUUCCCUUACGAGGCUUACCAUGUUUACUGUGCGCCUGGAAACGCAAAGCAUCUCGAGCUUCCGGUGGGGACUUGUGAUGCUUAUAGUAACCCGCAAGCUCAGGAAAUUUUACAGCUUCUGCCUCACCCGGUUUGGGGUGAAUAUGGGUAUCCGACCCGGAUGGGUGAUGGUUGGGUGGGUGACCCGAGAACUUGGGAGCUUGAUGUUGGUGGCUUGUCCACUAGGCUUUACUUCUACCAGGAUCCCGGUACGACUCCGGCGAGGAGGAUUUGGACAUCAGUGGAUGUUGGAACGGAGAUUUAUAAAGAAGAUGAAGCAAUUGCAGAAUGGGAUCUCUCUGAUUUCGAUGUUCUUAUUACUUGAUUUAAAAAAAAAAUCAAUUCUAUACUAUAAAUAAAUAUUAUUAU